Messenger RNA from Puccinia triticina, 390 nucleotides. RefSeq lists its product as uncharacterized. The record is from RefSeq and is a predicted model, not a curated record. The coding region runs from base 1 to 390 and encodes 129 amino acids. The transcript has 2 exons. Lineage: Eukaryota; Fungi; Basidiomycota; Pucciniomycetes; Pucciniales; Pucciniaceae.
AUGUGGGAAGUUCAGGUCUUGAACUUAUCUUUCCCGUCUGGCAACCAGAGCACAGUCAGUGCCACACCGUCUUGGUCGGGCAGAGCAACACGUUGUUGCCCCGGCUUGGUUGCGCUCAGCAAAAUCCAGUUGCCCACUCCGUCGACAAGCAAAAAACCAUUGACAAACCUUCCCAAACACCCUGAGGCAUCCAACAGUUUGAAUCCUAUAAGUCAACCUUGCUUCUCUCCUGUCCCACUGGCCUGGCCCUCUGCAAGAGAAGAUGGUGAAUUACCUCAGUCUUCUCACGACAAUGGUGACAACCAUUUUGUCAACACCUACCCUAAACAGCGUACUCCGGCUGAGAUCAUAAAUCACGCCCGCAAGCAAAUGAAGGUCUCCCAGCACUAG